AUGCAUAGGACAGACCGGCCAACUUGGAACGACUGCCAGAGGAUUGAAGCGAAGCGCUGGCUGGAACAGUCUAGUGGGCACCAAUAUUCACGGAACUCGGACGCCACCGACGAGCCCAAAUGCAUGGUUUCUCACUUCCUUACGCCCAGGGAUCCGGGCCGGACACGAGUUGGGUACGCUGCCCAACGCCUCACCACCGUUGCCGGUGAGCUCACCAAGCAUCUUCUUUUACACACUUGUAUCCUCCUCUUCGCCUUGACCCUGCUCCCGACCGCAGCGGCUCAGCUCAACUUCACGCCGGGACUGCCGCCAUUGGAACUCACCCACAAUUCUCUGGGCGACUUGAUGUCACGCUUCAGCGAUGCCACGCCAGACUACUUCGCCAACAGGGGCAUCAAUCGCGUCCGCCAGCUCCCAUACGAGUUCGGCGGUGCUGAAGGCUUUGCCACCUUUGUGGCUGCUAUUCCGGCCGACAAGAAAGUCCUGGUCGACCUGACCGAAGACGACAGAGAGGAGUGCAACCACGUCGAGUUAGUUCAAGGAUACUCGCCGUUUUCCACUUGGUCGCGGCGCUCGAGGCUCCGCUACUCUGUCAACCUUUGCAAGGUUCGAACCCGGGCCAUGCCACUCCGCGAAUUCUUACUCGACGAGGAGUUGAAAUAUGUACACUUCCAUUGA
Metarhizium robertsii ARSEF 23 is the source of this 678-nucleotide messenger RNA. RefSeq lists its product as uncharacterized. Lineage: Eukaryota; Fungi; Ascomycota; Sordariomycetes; Hypocreales; Clavicipitaceae. The coding region runs from base 1 to 678 and encodes 225 amino acids. The transcript is spliced from 2 exons. The record is from RefSeq and is a predicted model, not a curated record.